This is a messenger RNA of Aureobasidium melanogenum CBS 110374, 4581 nucleotides long. RefSeq lists its product as uncharacterized. The coding region runs from base 1 to 4581 and encodes 1526 amino acids. NCBI's taxonomy places the organism in Eukaryota, Fungi, Ascomycota, Dothideomycetes, Dothideales, Saccotheciaceae. The record is from RefSeq and is a predicted model, not a curated record. The transcript is spliced from 2 exons. Gene Ontology annotation, molecular function: guanyl-nucleotide exchange factor activity.
AUGGUCGUUGUUACUCCGGCCAUAGCCGCCCUCACCGGCGAGCUAACCCUCUUCCACACCACCGACCCACUUCUCUCCAAUUCGCCCAUCCUCGUCUUCUAUGGUCCUGCGCCCUCCAUCUCUGCCGCUACCUCACGCAUCCAGAUCCACGUCUUCACCCCCGCCGGCUUCGAAUCCUACCCUCGUGUCAGCAUCUCGCCCAGUGCUCCCUACUAUGCUGCUGUCAAUUCGCUCCCACGAGAGGAGCAGGGCGAUGAGGUCUGUCGUGGUUUGGCCUUUGGUCUGUCCAAGUAUUUCGCCGAAGUCCCUCGAGCUUCAAGAGACGCAUGGGUCGCACAAGCAUGUCUCUCAAAGAAAGCCGCUUCUGCCUUUGCCCUGUUCAGCGACCCUCACGUCGCCAUACUGGCCACCCGUAUGAACAAGGUCGAUAACCUUGACGAGAUUAUCAACGACAUCCAACGUUCUCUUAGUGAACAGACCGUAUCUUGGCUAGAUCUGGACGUUGUUUUGCCUCCCGGAUCAAUUGAGCCUGUCAAAAUCGAAGACGAAGAGCCUGAGAAAGAGAACGUAGACGAAGAUGAGCUAUGUGCUCGUCGAUAUGGAGAUUAUGCACCUUUCAUCAAGUUGCUAGGCGAACCUGCCUUUCUGCCGACCUCCAAGCUACGCAGAGCUCCUUCAAAGCCCACCGCUAUUGGCCGCAGUCAAGCUUUCCUAAGAGACCAGCGCGAUGUGGUCAGGAAGGAGAUGAGUGAGCUAGUCGACACCGAGUCCAACUACAUCAACAAACUCUCCACGCUGGUGGCUGACAUCGCUUCCGAUCUACGACAAAUAGUUCAUAACGACGCUAUACCAGUCUCGAACCCCAUGGAACGCACGAUCAAUGAUCUAUUUCCUCCCUUUCUUGACAAGAUGCUCGAACUGAACUCGGCUUUUCUUGAGGCUAUCCGCCGCGUCUUGGACGAAACUGAAGACUCGACCAUCUUGGAUCUGACAGACACUGCCGAGGAAACCUCCAACGAUGAGCCAAUAGCAGACACGAUUGGUCUAACCGACUUCGCAAAGUGUUUGAUUGAAUGGUUUCCGAAGUUUGCCGAGUGCUACCCCUCCUAUAUGCAAGCCCACUCAAGGUUUCCACGCUUGAUGAGAAGAUUGGCGCGCAUUGGAGAUGCAAGCAUUCUUGACAAGAUUCAGGAGUUUGGAGAGAAGCGCCUAAAUUCUCUGCUCAUUGAGCCAGUACAACGUCUGCCACGUUACACCUUGUACAUCGACAGCAUCGCGAAGCAGCUUCCGGUAGCUCAUCCUGCACUUAAACUACUGCUCAAAGCUCGAGAUAUUGUCUCGGAGAUCUGUUCGCAGGACGCACCAGGUGCCCAAGAAACGAACAUGUGGGAGCGUUUGCAACGUAUUGUCAAGUCAUGGCCAGAAGAAAUCGAGUCUGUAGGCCGACUGAUUACCAUAGUGGAUGUGGUGGAGAUGUUCCCUCCGUUUGAGGACGGCCACAGCCGCGGAAGCUCGGGAGUCCUUAUGUUGUUCACCGACUGUACUGUGUUUGUGGAAAAGCGAACUCAGAUGGCCAUGUCUGCGCGUGCGCUGUUGUCGGAACUCGGUAAACCAUUGCUCGAGGACCGUCGUGACUCGACUCGUCCAGGCACUCCACCAUCUCUGCAUUUUGUUGAUUCUUUCAGCUUGCAAGACACCACUGUCACAGAGUAUCUGGACAACCGUGCGAUCACCAUCAUGCCACUAUCGCCUGGUCCCGAUCCUGGCAUUGCAUGUGAGCAGCGUGUAUAUCUGCUUGAAGGAUCGUACUCUGGAAAAGCAUCCAAGUUCCAAGAAGAAUGGACCAAAGCCCAGGUCGAAGGCCGAUUCACUGAGGAAGAGCGUGAGAGUGGGAAGUGGGAAGUCCGCAGUGCUCAAAUCUCUGGCGGGGAUCUGAAUCUAUUCAACGCCAUCUUUGAAGGUUGUCAAAGGCAUCACCAGGAAAAUCCAGCCGAAUCAGCACGGAUCCGUGUAAUUAUUGACCCCAGCAAGCAUGAACAUCUCACACCCGUCGGAGACAACCAACUUGAGGCAAAUGUGUCCUUGGAGAAGUCGGACAAGGGACAGUGGCGUAUAUCCAUCGAGAGCGCCUUCUCCAUGGCAACACGCGAUAAGGUCGAUGAAGGAGAAUUUCUCUCUCUAUUCAUACGUCGACUGAGUGGGCUACUAACGUCUCGAUUCUCGACCAAGAAUUCUGCAAUCACUUCUUCGUUCGUCCUUCGCAACCAGCAAGUCUUGGACGACUUGCAUCUGGAAUUUGAAAAGAAAGAGGCUGAGGUGUCAGUCGCACCGGAGCCAUCUUCUAGCCAUGAACAUCAUCGACCUAAAUCCCCUGUUAAGAUGAUCUCCAACUUCCUCUCUCAGUCGACGCAUGGGCGUCAAACGCCGACUUCACGAAAGCUUCCUCAACCCAAUGCCUUCUCAGAUGCACCUCUGCUUCUUCCAAGCAGUAGGGAUGGAAGUCGACCAUCUUCACGCGACCAACCUCUACAGCUCUCUCUGACUCCUGAAAGAAACAACAGCGUGGCAAGUCCUUCGAAAAGACUCGAGGAUGCGCUGAACACCUAUCUCUUAGCGCUGCUUGCUCGUAAAGGCAACAUUGUUGGAAAAGUUGUGCAAGGCAGAUCGCGUGCAAACGAACUCUCUGUCAACGAACUAUACAACUCAUUGCUUGAAGAUCCCAACAUGAUGGUGAUAGCAGCACAGUCAUCCAUUGACGUCCUAUUUGCUGCUUUCGAGAAAUUUCUCAAUGUUGCUUGGAAAGAAGGCAUUGGGGCAGUGAUGACAGCAACUCAAUUUCAGACCAUUCAAACUAAAGCCGAGAGUUUGUUCCCUGUCGAUUUUGAGCGCUACUUCAAAGACAGUUUUCACAAUAUGUCUCCUCCAAACCAAAGAGCAUUGAAGGGAAUUGUCAAGCUGUUAGCAGAACUGUUGGAUGGCACUGGUAACGAUGGCGACCGCGGUAUUUUGACUGCAGCGUUUGUCGAGAUCUUGGUCCCUGAUGGCAACCCAUACGAUUUUGUGUCACUGCUCGAUAGAUUCGUGGAGGAUAUCGAAUCAUUGUUUGGCGAGGUGGUGCAACCUAGAGAGGUAAGGCCUACAUUGGGAGGACAUGGUCGCUCACGCUCCACCAACACGGCAUCCUUGACCUCUAAUACAUCCUCCUUCCGAAAGAAGUUCGGGUUUGGCUCUAGUACCAGCAAACCCGAGCAAGACUACAAAGUUUCAGUGUGGCGUACUCUGAGCAAGAGCACAAGGCUUCCUGAUCAACCAUCAAGCUUGUCUAGAGGCACAAUGCAACGAGCGAAGACCACGGAUGGCCAUAGUGGAUUACCGAUCAGACCGUUCUCGCAAGAAGGACCAAGUAGAGGCCCAUCGCCGCAACCUCCUGAACGACCCAUGUCACACGACUCUAUGUGGCAUAAUAAUGGCCCUUCGCUCGGAAGUAUAGGAGAGACGCUCAGCCCACCGAACCCUUCGCCUCACAGAAAGAAACGGCGUAGCUCGCUGUCCGACCUCAAAUCUUUGGAGCUUACUUUGAAUGAAUCACCUUUCAUCUCGCCAUCCGCCAUGCGCUCUUUCGAGGCUUCACCAAAGGAACCGGCGGAGAGGACAAAAUCACCUUCUCCAACACUUACCAGAGCUAGUGGCAUUCCCACUCUUGCUUCAACUCUGGGUUCGCCUAUCAGUGAUCGACCUCGUUCAAGACUGCCAUCUGCUUUCCGCAAAGAAAACUCGCCUCUCAAUCAGCCCAGUCCAUCACCAUCCUCAACCAGGCCAAGAAGCCUGAGCAAGCAGCCGGAAGAAUUUGACGCCAGUCCGGCUCCACUUUUACGACGUGGCAGCAAGCAAGUAGGGGAUGCGACGCACAGUCCUUACUCGAUUGCAGGCUUGUCAGAGCGUCCAACAGCUGGCAACGCUAUGCGUAUCAAAACAGGUCAUCCAGGUACACCAGCAAAAGUGACGAUAAAAUCGCCACCACCUAGUGGUACGCCGACCAGGAAAUUGCGCAUGCAAUCACCGCAGAAACUUCGUGAGCGUCUUCAAGACGAGCAUCGCGCCUUGGACGCUGCACAUUCAACCCUGCAAGAUGAGUUGAGUCGUAUAGGCGAAGAAUUAAGCUUGACUCGCCACAACAACGUCUUGCGUGGUGACGAGUCACUCGCUCAAGCCUCAUCAUCCGAUCAUGACUUCCAUGCUCGACUCUCAGCUCUCGAAGCCUCAAUUCCUUCUUCCGUGGACGCUGUAGCCUCUCGUAUCGCCAAGAUCCAAGCCGACUCACUGUCCUCCCUUGCCGUCUCGGAAUCCAAAGCCAAGAAAUUGGAUGAGUUAUAUCGUGAAGCCAAUGCUGAGAACGAAGCAUUGUAUGCACGCUUCAACGAUGAGUUGGCGAGAGUGUUGAAAGCUGUCAGGAGCGGACAGGGGCUUGACGAGUUGAAGAACAAAGUCCGAGAGUCGCAAGAUGAGGCUGGAAGACUGAGAAGAGAGAACGCUAGAUUGAAGCGUGAGGUUCUGGGCUUGAGAAGUCAGCUCAAGGAGUGA